This is a messenger RNA of Bacillus rossius redtenbacheri, 2403 nucleotides long. Its product is annotated as major facilitator superfamily domain-containing protein 6. The transcript is spliced from 10 exons. Gene Ontology annotation, cellular component: membrane. Gene Ontology annotation, molecular function: transmembrane transporter activity. The record is from RefSeq and is a predicted model, not a curated record. NCBI's taxonomy places the organism in Eukaryota, Metazoa, Arthropoda, Insecta, Phasmatodea, Bacillidae. Bases 185 to 1831 code for a protein of 548 amino acids.
ACUUGCAGUGUUGUUGCCUUGGCCUUGAGGCUGUGGUUGUGUGCGUAACAGCUGGCUGCUCAAAAAGAAAGUAUUUGUUAUGCUCUUGUGUACUCUCAUUUGUUAAGAGAGAACGUUAAUGUUUCGAGUGUUUUAUUAAUUGUUCUGUGUGACAGUGUAAACAGGGGUGGCCACAGGCGGCGCGAUGUCCAGCUCGUCAGGGAGACGCAGCAGGUGGAAGGUGGACACCCGCCUGCUGCCCAUCAAGGCCCACUACUUCUUCUUCAUGGCGGCGAUGGGGCCCGUGCUGCCGUUCCUGAACGUGUUCGGCAAGCAGCUGGGCGUGUCGGAGGUGGUGAUGGGCACCAUCACAGCCGUGCUGCCCAUCCUCUUCCUGCUCGCCAAGCCCGCCUUCGGCCUGCUGGUGGACCGCUUCCGGCGGCGUCGCAAGCUGCUGUUCAUGUGCCUGGUGGCGGCCACGGGCUGCUUCUACGUGCUGCUGGGCCUCGUGCCGCCGCCCGCCUCGCCGCGGCUGGCCGCCGUCACGUGCCGCGAGCUGCCCCCCUGCGACCAGCCCGGUGUCGCGGACUGCGACGGCUCCCGGGCGCUCGCCGCGCUGUGUGACUGGGAGUGCGCGGACAACUCCUCCGGCGCCGGCCUCGCCGCCGUGCUGGUCCGCAACGGCACCGCCGGCGGCGGGGGUUGGCAGGCCUGCGCGCCGCGGGACGGCUCCUCCUCCGCCCCCCCGCCGCCGCCGGGCUGCGACCUGACCUGCCGCCCCGCGGAGGGGCGGGACUGCCUGUACGGCUCUCCCGCCUUCUGGGGCUUCGUGCUGCUCAUGGCGCUGGGCACGAUAGGCUUCAACGUCUCCAACAGCGUCAGUGACGCCAUCUGCUUCGACAUGCUGGGCAGUGGUGAAGAGAUGAAGUACGGCCGGCAACGAGUGUUUGGAACCGUGGGUUUCGGCGUGACUGCUCUCCUAGCGGGCUAUGCCAUCGACUGGUGGUCAGCGGGAAGCGCCACGAAGGACUACACGCCGGCCUUCGUGCUCGUCUUCGUUUUCACUGCCGUGGAUUUAUGCUGCUGCAGUAAGCUGCAGCUUCCUCCAAUGCCUCAGUCUCAGAGCAUUUUGAAGGAUGUUGGGAAACUGUUGAAGCACAAACACAUCAUCGUCUUUAUUGCGUUUGCAACCCUGGCAGGGAUCAACGACAGUUUCAUCAUUUACUACCUUUUCUGGUUUUUGGAGGAUCUUGCCAUGGAAACAAACAGCAUGGCGAACGUUAAGCUACUGGAAGGACUUGUGAUAGCUGCAGAGACACUAGUGGGCGAAGUAAUCUUCUUUACGUUGUCAGGCAAGAUCCUGAAGAGGAUCGGGUACGGCUACUCGCUGACGCUGUGCUUCUUGUUCUACGCGGUGCGCCUGGGGCUGGUGGCGGUGAUCCCCGGGCCGUGGUGGCUGCUGCCCGUGGAGCUGUUCCUGCAGGGCCCCACCUACGCCAUGUGCUACACCACCAUCGUGGCGUACGCCAGCGCCGUCGCCCCGCCGGGGGCCUCCGCCACGGUGCAGGGCCUCGUCGCGGGCAUGGACGACGGCUUCGGCUACGCGGUGGGGAGCAUGAUGGGAGGGCUGCUGUACCGCUGGCUGGGCGGGAGAGCAGCCUUUGCCAUCGCCGCCGCCCUGUCGCUGCUGUGCAGCGUGGCCCACGGCGUGCUGUACGAGUGCAUGCUCAAGCACACCAUGGUCAAAGCAGGUGUCACGAGCGAGCAAGGAUACAAGUCCCCCGAGGCAGCUACAGCAAUGACGGUCACUGCAGCAAGAAGUAUGGCCGAAAACGAAAAGAGUGAAACGUGACACCCCGUGUGAAACUACAUGGACGUAAUGGGACGUGGGAAACCAAGACUGAAGCAAUUUUAUAGCUGGCAAACCAAUGCAAUUUACUUAAGACACAAUCAAUUCUAAGAUUCAUUCUUUUUUUGGUCCUUAAGUUUCUCUAAAGGAAAGUUCUAACCUAGAAAUGUAUGAUUAACUUCAACUUAAGUAACAUUUAUUUGUAUAUUAUUUCAGAACGUUAACUAUGGUGCAUUAAUUUUUCUUAGGUGUAGGCUAAUAUCCCAAGUGUUUCCUAGAUCUACUGGUUGACCUUUUUAUGUAGUUGCUUCAGUAGUAGAGUUUACUUAAGUAAGAAAAGUAAGUUGUACCAGCUUUUUAUCUUAAUGUGACAGUUAAGUAUCCACCACCGUGCCACAUCCUGAAUUCCCAACUUGCUAAAUAAGAUAUCUUCUCUACUUAUGUCAUAGAUUAUUUUAAAACUUAAAAGAUGCAUCUUAGAAUUGGAUAAAUUGCAUACACAUACCAAAAAUAUUUUCUCAACUUGUUCUUUUUAAAUCUCUGACUAUAAAGAUUAAAUAUAUUUUUAUAAGCUA